This is a messenger RNA of Haliotis rufescens (red abalone), 745 nucleotides long. RefSeq lists its product as uncharacterized. Gene Ontology annotation, biological process: regulation of transcription by RNA polymerase II. NCBI's taxonomy places the organism in Eukaryota, Metazoa, Mollusca, Gastropoda, Lepetellida, Haliotidae. The record is from RefSeq and is a predicted model, not a curated record. Gene Ontology annotation, cellular component: nucleus. Gene Ontology annotation, molecular function: DNA-binding transcription factor activity, RNA polymerase II-specific; protein dimerization activity; RNA polymerase II cis-regulatory region sequence-specific DNA binding. The coding region runs from base 48 to 695 and encodes 215 amino acids. The transcript has 4 exons.
AAGCUGUCUGCAGACAGUCGUCAGACAGUAUCUGUUCAGCUGCCGACAUGGACACACAUCGGAGGGAGAGUUUGACACGUAAACACCUGGCAGAGAGACGGAGACGAGCCAAGAUAAACUACUACCUGGAUGAAAUUGAAGCUUUGAUUUCGCCCCCAGCCACAAAGGGUACACCGGUGAAGAUGGAAAAAGCCGAACUACUUGAAAAGACAGUGGCCUACCUAAAAGCGCUGCGGUCGAGCGGCGUCGACUUUCGUCAUUUCCGGCACCAGCAACUGCCUCGACUACAAGCGCCACGAGUAGGUGUCUACUCUCCCUACAACCUUCCGCCCAUUACGGACAGAACGUCACGUCAAGAUGACGCCAUCACUGACGAAUUCCAGCCAUUGAACCUGAAGACACAGUCAGACGACGAUGCCAAAGAACAGAACUCAACCUCUGGCCCUGAAGGCCUUAACCCAGGAACUCCGAAAGCGAAAGACAUAUCUGACAUUUCCAGUGCGGGAGUGACCUUGUUCCCUGCUGCAUCUGUAGAGUGUGGGAGCGAUCCUCGUACUUGUGACACUUCUGUGGGGGGAUACCUGCCCCCUGAGCUAGUGGUGAAGCAGGAGAGUGACACUGAUCUUUCUCUAUACACACUGGACCCCACUCGUUCAGGAAACUUAGUGUGGCGGCCGUGGAAGAAAUUAGUUUAGUCUGCACGGGUCCUUUAGGUAGAUCACCGUGACGGACAAAGUCAGCGCAU